Molecule: messenger RNA, 575 nt
Organism: Octopus bimaculoides (California two-spot octopus)
Lineage: Eukaryota; Metazoa; Mollusca; Cephalopoda; Octopoda; Octopodidae
Product: protein fuzzy homolog
Source: RefSeq, a predicted model, not a curated record
GCAGGCAGGCUGACUGGUUGGUCGGUCGGUCAUCAAAACGAUGUUGUGCUGUCAGUGCGCAUGUGUAAGAAGUAGCUAGCAUAACAACCAUGGCGGCUUGUAGUUUAAUGUGCUUGACAACUUGUGGAGGUGUGCCACUAUUUACUAGGAACAAAGGAACUAAACGGCCGCUUCCCUUUCCACUCAUUGGUACUUUAAAUGGUGUUCAAAUGUUUGCUGCAUCAAGAGAUAUGGAACUGCAGUCAACUACUACAGAAAAUUCUAAAGUGUUUUGGAAAGUAUUUCAAAACAGCAUCACAUUGAUACUAAUUACCGAUGACUAUUCCAUCUCUGAUUGCCAUAUUGGAAACUUUCUCAGAAUUAUCUUCAAUGUAGUUGUUUUUUUCUGUGGUCAAGAAGAUGUUGCUAAUAUUAAGAAUCCAGAAAGAUUCAAGAAUGAAAUUAAAGUCUGUUUCAAACUGAUUGAUGAUCUGAUGAACCAAAUGAGCAGUGCUACGUUCUCUGCCAUGACAAACACUGUUGAAAUCAUCACAGGACCUGACUGCAUUCCACUUCAAUGUCAUACUGCAGUUUAG